AGUCGGUUCAUCCCCAAGUAUAAAAAUACUAGAAACCUUUUCGAAUUCGACGCGCAUUCCUUCCUUAUUCAAACCAAUAUAAAUGCGCCCGCCUUGUUCAAAGCCGCAAAACAGGUCUCUCCAUUCCCACCCUACCAAAGAAUAAUGAGCACCUGCAAUUGUUUCGAGGGAAUGGAAUUCGGAGGAGAGAAGAAAAAGGUGGUUGUCGUUGGUGGAGGAGUUGCGGGUUCCUUACUCGCUAAGUCUCUGCAAUUCGAUGCCAACGUUACCCUUAUUGACCCGAAGGAGUAUUUUGAGAUAACAUGGGCUAGCUUGAGGUCCAUGGUGGAGCCAUCAUUUGCUGAGAGAUCGGUGAUCUACCAUAGAGAUUACUUUAUAAAUGGGCGCAUUGUUACAUCUACUGCAGCAAACAUCACUGACGCUGAAGUCUUGACUGCGGAUGGCGAGUCAAUUGCCUAUGAUUAUCUUGUCAUUGCCACUGGACACAAAGAUCCUGUGCCCAAAACAAGGGCAGAGAGACUUGAGCUGUACAAAGCAGAAAAUGAGAAGAUAAAAGCAGCUCGUUCCAUUUUGAUUGUUGGAGGAGGUCCCACUGGUGUUGAACUUGCUGGGGAGAUUGCAGUUGAUUUUCCAGAUAAGAAGGUUACUAUAGUGCACAAGGGUCCAAGGUUGCUGGAAUUUAUUGGAUUCAAGGCUGCUAAGAAGACUUUGGAUUGGCUAAAGUCUAAGAAUGUUGAAGUGAAGUUGGAGCAAUCUGUCAACUUGAAUUCUGUAUCAGAUGGAGGCAAAGUUUAUCAAACCUCGGUUGGAGAAACCAUUGAAGCGGAUUGCUAUUUCCUAUGUACAGGGAAACCACUAGGCUCUGCGUGGCUUCGUGAGAGUCUAUUGAAGACUAAUUUGGAUAAGGGUGGAAGGUUGAUGGUUGAUGAGCAUCUGAGAGUCAAGGGUCACAAGAAUAUUUUUGCAAUUGGGGACAUCACUGAUAUUCCAGAAUUGAAGCAAGGUUAUUUGGCUCAAAAUCAUGCCUCGGUGGUUGCAAAAAACUUGAAGCUAUUGAUGGCAGGAGGAAAAGAGAGCAAAAUGGCCAGUUAUAAGCCUGGUUCAGCAAUGGCCAUGGUCUCACUUGGAAGGAAAGAAGCUGUUGCACAAUUUCCUUUCAUGACCGUGAGUGGUUGUAUUCCUGGCAUGGUCAAAUCCAAAGACUUGUUUGUGGGCAAGACAAGAAAGGUGAUGGGUGUAUAAUGCAAAAUCCUCCAUAUAGAGGAUUCUAUUACGGUUUUGAGUGUAUAGGAAUUAAAUUAUUAUAUAUUUUCUAGUAGUUUGUAUUUUUUAGGAUUUGAUAUGUUUCAAUAAAGAUUCAUAUUGAGAGUGAAAUUUGGGAUAUUAGGUUUUCUCUUUGCACUUUGUCUCUUUAAUUAUAAAAAAAAAUGCCUUUCUUAUUCUACAUCAAAUUGCCAGCUUGAUUAUUGCUGUUUUAAUGGUGUGUUGGGAAAUUUACUAGCUUAGACAUUUAGUUCUGCAUGAGGUGGGGAUAGACAGUGCAGAAAUUCCAUCAUCCAAGAACCCCACUUUUUUUAGGCGAGGUAUUUAUGGAAUUCUUCAUCCAGAAACUCCUACUGCAACAAAAUCUUUUGAUUUAAAGACCCAGGUGGCAGGGGAUACGGAAGAAGACCCCAUCAAUCAAUCCCUUCACAACUACCCAUCUGUCAUUGCCACCUCUUAUUAUAUCACCAUUUCUCGCAAUUGUUUUCAAUUCUGUAAUUUUCCUUUAUGGAUUAGGAGUAGAAUAAAACAGUAAUUCCUCU
Messenger RNA from Rubroshorea leprosula, 1805 nucleotides. NCBI's taxonomy places the organism in Eukaryota, Viridiplantae, Streptophyta, Magnoliopsida, Malvales, Dipterocarpaceae. The record is from the annotation of a GenBank genome assembly.